GCUCGUGCUUGUGUCACUUCGCGCUGUCAGUCCUGGCUCCGCCCUUGGGGUGGGGUCUGCGAAGGCGCGCGCGACUGUAACAAGCGAGCCUGAGCGGAGAGCGCGUCGUAGCGAGUACGCGAGCCCGAGGGACGGUUCGAGGAGCUUGGUUCCGCAGUCUCUCUGCACAGCCGAAGCCGGCAGAGUGGCUGACCUUCCAUAAGGAUGGCCAAGCAACCGCCUGCCCAAUUUACUAAUCCAGAAACUCCUGGCUAUGUUGGAUUUGCAAACCUUCCCAACCAGGUUCAUCGGAAGUCUGUGAAAAAGGGCUUUGAGUUCACUCUCAUGGUGGUUGGUGAAUCUGGAUUGGGAAAAUCUACACUAAUAAACAGCCUGUUCUUGACAGAUCUCUACCCAGAAAGGAUAAUCCCAGGAGCAGCCGAAAAAAUUGAAAGGACUGUGCAGAUCGAAGCUUCAACAGUUGAAAUCGAGGAAAGGGGUGUUAAACUCCGUUUGACAGUUGUAGAUACACCAGGAUAUGGUGAUGCCAUCAAUUGUCGGGACUGUUUUAAGACCAUCAUUUCUUAUAUUGAUGAGCAAUUUGAGCGGUAUCUGCAUGAUGAAAGUGGCUUGAACAGGCGGCAUAUUGUAGAUAACCGGGUACACUGUUGCUUCUACUUCAUUUCCCCAUUUGGUCAUGGUCUUAAACCCUUGGAUGUUGAGUUUAUGAAGGCCAUACACAACAAAGUGAAUAUUGUACCUGUAAUUGCAAAAGCUGAUACACUUACUCUGAAGGAACGGGAAAGGCUGAAGAAAAGGGUAAGUUCUAAUUUUGUUUGCAUUGAAGUAUAUUAAUGUUGGCUACUAAUAACACUAGUGUAGGCAAACAGGGAGACUUCAGCCAAGAAAAAUGCUGUUCUCUGUGGCAGACUGGGCACCCCAGCAUCCCUUUGUGGCAGGGGUAGGAUGGGGUACCAGCGCCUCAUCAAGUCCUUACGUUUGCCUCCCUGCGGGCGGUCAGUGAUGGCCUCUUGGCCUUCCUCCCUAUUAUCACCCGUGUCUGGUGCAGGGAGGAGGUGACCUUGCAGUCAUAGUCUAUGUAACCUCCCUUACGAGCAGGGUAGCACAGCCUAGUGGCCAGAGUCCAUAUAAGAUCCCUCAUGGGGAGGGGGUAAGGGGACUCAGGCCCGCCCGCCCUCUCCACCAAGCCCCAACCCAGGGCCCUCAUAGUGGCCAGCUCUCCUUGCCUCUUGCUCAGCAGGGAUCUGGCCGGAACACACCAAGCUUCCCGAGAGCUCUAACACUGUUUGUCUCUAGAGUUCCCGUGAGUCACUUCCUACCAUAAGUACCAGUUCAUCUGGGGCAGGGGAUCUUACAGUCUGUUUCUCCCCUGUGACGUCCCCCAUCAGGGUCCCAGGUAGUACCUCGGCUUGGCUGACUCUUGGAUCCUGACACGCAGAUUCUCCCUCCUCAGGAGCAGGCAGCGUGCGUCCUUCUCCUCCAGUGGUCAGCCCAGACUGAGCUGAUCUGCAGGCUUUUAUAUCUGUUCUCCAGUUGGAGCAUGGCCAUCAGGGCUUCCGGGGUGUGGCUUCCUCUGCUAGGCAGGAAGGGUUAACCCCUGCUGUACCAGUGCAGGACCGCUCUGCCCCGUCACAUUCUCCCACAUGACACUGUACAGGCAUGGUGUACUGUAGUUUAAAAUUUGCCAGAAAACACCCACAGUCUUUGGCAUCCUGCGGAUUCUGAUCCUUGUUUCGGCUGGGGUAUUACCCUUAAAAAAAAAAAAAAAAAUCAGCAAUGAUCGGAUUGGCUAUGCACACUAGUGUUAAAUUAUAAAAUGAAUUUUAAAAUUUUGGAGCUGGCUGACUGAAGCAAUGAAUGGAUUAACGUAAGAACAUAAGUUUGUUUGCUAGUGCUAAUGCUUCAUCAUCUGGACCCAUGGGAAGGAGACUCUGGAAAAAUUCCACCACGACUUCAGCAGCUUCCACCCCACCAUCAACCUCAGUUUGGACCAGUCUACACGGGAGGUCUACUUCCUAGACACUACGGUGCAAAUAAGUAACGGUCACAUUAACACCACCCUAUAUCGAAAACUUACCAACUGCUAUGCCUACCUUCAUGUCUCCAGCUUCCAUCC
Molecule: messenger RNA, 2116 nt
Organism: Chelonoidis abingdonii (Abingdon island giant tortoise)
Lineage: Eukaryota; Metazoa; Chordata; Testudines; Testudinidae
Source: RefSeq, a predicted model, not a curated record